Molecule: messenger RNA, 952 nt
Organism: Mangifera indica (mango)
Lineage: Eukaryota; Viridiplantae; Streptophyta; Magnoliopsida; Sapindales; Anacardiaceae
Product: peptidyl-prolyl cis-trans isomerase CYP22-like
Exons: 7
Coding region: 88-747 (219 amino acids)
Biological process (GO): protein peptidyl-prolyl isomerization; protein folding
Cellular component (GO): intracellular membrane-bounded organelle
Molecular function (GO): peptidyl-prolyl cis-trans isomerase activity
Source: RefSeq, a predicted model, not a curated record
CCACGUGUUUUCAUUAAACUAAAACCAACCCGAACGCAAGCUUCCAGAGAACGAAGAGAAUCACUGUCAAAGUGUAAGCUCUCGACGAUGGCAUCAGGCGGCAACGGUGGAGGUGUGGAGUGGCACGUGCGGCCUCCAAACCCUAAGAAUCCAAUCGUCUUCUUCGAUAUUACUAUUGGUACAAUUCCUGCAGGUCGUAUCAAAAUGGAACUCUUCGCCGACAUCGCCCCUAAAACCGCCGAAAAUUUCAGACAACUGUGCACCGGUGAGUUCAGGUAUCUGGCGCUGUUGCUCUCCAGUUUCCUCAUUACAUACAAAAAAUUCUCAUAUCCUGUAAUGUUACAGUUUAUGAUUAUGUCGACAUUAAAAGCUGGAUUGCCAGUUGGUUACAAGGGAUGCCAAUUCCAUAGAGUGAUCAAGGAUUUUAUGAUUCAGGCUGGUGAUUUUGUGAAGGGUGACGGUAGUGGAUGUACUUCUAUCUAUGGGCUUAAAUUUGAGGAUGAGAAUUUUAUUGCCAAACACACUGGUCCUGGUCUAUUAUCAAUGGCAAAUAGUGGAGCAAAUACUAAUGGGUGUCAGUUCUUUAUCACUUGUGCAAAAUGUGACUGGCUUGACAAUAAGCAUGUUGUAUUUGGGAGAGUGCUUGGAGACGGUCUUUUGGUUGUCAGGAAGAUUGAGAACGUGGCUACUGGACCCAACAACCGUCCAAAACUAGCAUGCAUUAUUGCAGAAUGUGGAGAAAUGUAAAAGGUAAAAUGAGUAGAACACUAAUUAGGAUAAACUAAAAGUAAUAUAAUUCUGUAAGCAAUAUGAGUUGAGUUAGAAAUAAUUCUUAAAGUCCACUGAUGAUAUUUGCUAUAGUGUUAUGCUCUUGUUAGCAAAACAUAUACAUAACAAAGAAGAGGAUAUUUUUAUGACAAGGGGAUAUCCAGUCAAAUCUUUUACUUCAUAA